This is a messenger RNA of Cyphomyrmex costatus, 4527 nucleotides long. It is a transcript of the gene wapl, whose product is annotated as cohesin release factor wings apart-like. Bases 257 to 3919 code for a protein of 1220 amino acids. The transcript has 11 exons. The record is from RefSeq and is a predicted model, not a curated record. Lineage: Eukaryota; Metazoa; Arthropoda; Insecta; Hymenoptera; Formicidae.
UUCGGUGCACGUUAUCACACCGCCGCGGGCCACCGCCAUCCGCCGCAGCUGAAUCGCUCCGGAUUUCGGCCGCCGUCGAUACGAUACGGUGGACAGGAAGCGGUCGCGUUUUCGGAUGCUCCGGAGGCCGCGGCACCCACGUCGUGAGCGCGCGCGGCACGCAGCCGCUCGUCACCGACGGGCACGAGGAUAGAUUGCGUCAUUAUCGCCCGUAUCGUCCUGCGAUGCCGAAGAGGACCCACGAGACGCGCGCACAAUGACGUCCCGCAGUUACACCAAGUCUUACAGUCGCAAGGUCAGCAGUGUAUCGCCUGCCAGCAUUCAGUUCGACAAGCUCUUCCGCGAGAACAGCAACCGGCCGUCCGCAGCCAAGUCCGCGGGCACCGUGGGCAAAUGGGGCAUAACAUCGUUUACCUCCAUCAGGAGCACGAAUAUCAAUGGGAGGAGAGAUGAUAUACAUAAUACCUUUGGCGCAAAGAAGAUGAAACUCGAUUAUGGUAAUCAGAAUCGCGUGAAUCCUGGAAAGGAUCCAUUUUCCUUCGAAACUGACCCGGACAACAAAUCGGAGUCUCCGGUCGUUAAGCCGAAGAAAUUCUUCAAGAGUCGAAAUGUCCCGCCUGUGAUGGAAGAAUCUCGCCAGGAUGUGGCAAUCUACAGACAAGUACCUGAUUCGCAAUAUGGAAGGAGUCGCGCCCCGAAGCAACCCCCGCAGCAGCAGCAGCAGCAACAACAGCAGCAGCAGCAGCAGCAGCAGCAGGUUGUAACAAAAGUGUCACAUGCUUCAAUUAAGAAAGUAGUAGAAAGUUUAGAUAGUACCAGUACGCCCGACACUCCUCCCAUCAGGGAGGAGAGUAAACCGCCGAUCGUACUGAGAAUAUGCAAAGGUACGGCGCGAUUGGUUUGUGGAGACGUGCAUCAGGACACUCAGGAUCUCGAACCUGAUACCUAUAGGAUUUCUACUCCCCUCGCUAGUCCCUCGAAGGUGGACGUCGAACGUAAGACUUUCAAUACGGAAACAUCGCUCAAGUCCGAUCAUCAUAAAUCCUUACGUACGCAUCAACCCGUUAUCUCCACCGUGUCGAUCCCGUUGGAUAAUUCGGACAUGCGACGGACCACACGCAGUCGCGCUAAGAAUCUGAACUUGGACCCAACGGCGAUAACUUCCAUCGUGGCGCCGUCGACGACACCAAUCACUUCCAACUCACAUGGUUCAGGCCUCUCCUUGACGCUGAGAAAAUCGGUGACGGAUUCCAAUAAUACACUUAUCUCUCAUUAUGAUAUCGUUAAGACUGACUGCAGCUCAAUGUAUUCCUCGAAACCGACGAUCGAACCGUUGAUCGGACGCGAUCAGCCACUGCCGACUACAACUCAAGAGCUGAUCGAUAUAUUAUCGAGCGAUUCCGACAUGAGACUACAAUCACAAUCACAACCACAACCACAACCACCACCAGCACCGUCGCCAUCACCACCAUCACCAUCACCACCAUCAUUACCAUCAUCACCAGCAGCACCACCAACAUUGGUCGCCAGUACGGAUGACAAUGACAAUGACAAUGAUAAUAUGGAAAAUACAACAGAAGACACAACAUCAGAAAGUAUUGCAAAUCAAAUUGAGCAACAUUGCUCUAUAGAUAUCCCGGCCAAUGAAGCUGUGGCCGAACCCGUCAUGAUAGCACAACAAUUCCAGCCUGAACCAGAACCAGAACUUGAAUCGGAGCCCGAACUACUGACCCGUGGAACAAACGACACCAUCGCCACCGUCGAAAUCGCAGCUAAAGCUCUGGUAGAUCAGGAUUGGUCUUCAAGCAGUGAUAGUGAAGGCGCUGGUGGAAAUGCCGAGAGUGAAAUCCCACUGCACGUGACGAGUACAGUUUCGGAAUUGCAAACUACGGAUCCACCGUCGACAAGUGUUUCGUCGACCAAGCCUGCCGCUAAGAAAGGCAGUAUCUUCAAGAGCCGUUCGACGGGCGCGACAAAUGGGAACAAGAGGCGAGCGUUGUACAAGCACAAAUGGUGCGACAGUGAUAAGGAAUCCAUUGCUCCGGACACGCCUAACACUGGCAACAGCACGCCGACCACCGCAUCUGGGUCCAGCAGCGCUGGACCAGUGGCAUACGAAGAAGAGUUUGAACCUUCGCAGUUGACGAGGGUCGUCACUUAUCCUACAGCCGAUGUAGAUUUCGAGGACGAAGCUGAUGCAGUCACAAGCGUACGCUGUGGCAAAAAAGUUAAAGGAUUUUAUACUGUAGUGAAGAAUGUAAAGAAAGCUCAUCAGAUACAAGAAAGUGGAGAAUUCCAAGAGUUUAAUGACGAUGUGGAGUAUAUCUUGGAUACAUUAAGAGAAAAUAAUCCAAAUGCUACUCGUUGCCUUUCGGCCAUACGAUUAGCAAGUAAAUGUAUGGCUCCUGCAUUUCGAAUGCACGUGCGCGCUCAUGGAACUGUUGCCAAGUUUUUUAAAGCUCUUCAUGAUGCAACUAAAGAUCAGAGUCUUGGUCUGUGCACAGCUACAGUAAUGUUUGUGUUAAGUCAAGAUCGUCUUGCUAUGGAUCUUGAUCGCGAUUGUUUGGAGUUAAUGUUGAGUCUAUUAGAAUCUGAUGCUAGCCAUAAGGAUGCUCUUGAUGAUUGUGGUCUUAGUCAUGCUGAAUUACUAAAAAAUAAAGAAAAAGUACGUCAGUUAUGUGCUGAUAUACAAGCUCAAGGACAUGCUAAGCAUCUAAAUUUAGAUAAUAUCACCGUUGGUCAGCUCGCUAUGGAGACACUGUUGAGUCUUACGUCAAAGCGCGCUGGAGAAUGGUUUAAAGAAGAGUUACGAGGAUUAGGUGGUUUGGAACAUAUUGUAAAAACAAUUCGAGAAUGUCACCGUCAUAUUAACAGCCAGAAUGUUUUAAGAUCUGGUUGGACAGAUCCUUUAUUAGAUAAAUUACGUAAAGUUGACAGAUGUUUACGUGUCUUAGAAAAUGUAACUCAUAUGAACGAAGAGAAUCAAGCGUAUUUAUUAAAAUACGAGAAUGGAGUAUUAGUAAGCACGUUAGCUAAUUUAUAUCACUUAUGUGGGCAGGAGAUUCCUAUUUAUCCAACAACAGAUCCAAGCGAUAAAAGUUCCACUGGUGCUGUUGUUAGAGAAUGUCUUUUUGCUAUUAUUAAAGUUCUCAUCAAUCUUACUCAUCGGUUUAAUAGACAAUCUUUCGGCAGCAAAUCAGUUGGUUCACAAGUUGGCGUUUUGGAUUGUAGUUUGUUUCUUUUAUUACGUGUGCCUGAAUCACUCCCGGAAGAAAAGCGAUUUGAUAUGAUGAUGUUGGCAUUAAUUCUGUUGAUAAAUUUAGUAGAGCAGUGUGACGACAACAAGCAACUCCUUAUUGACUCAAAGUCACCUCCGUCAUUAGAAAAUAUUUUUGAUGCGGAGGAAAGCGGAGUAGCGUCCCUGAUUGAUUUAUUUUACAAGCAAGAGGAACUUGCGCGGGCUGAGGAACAGAAAACAGAUGCAAUUUUAGACGGAAAGAAAGAUUCUGAGCAAACGGAAAGAGUAUCGAGCACUUCUAAAUCUCAGGAAGAAUUUAUCGAAGAGACUGUUACAAAAUUGUUACAGAAAGCUGGACGACAUAUGGAGCACACAUUAAUUGGAGCAUAUGUGGUACUGUUACUUGGAUACUUAAUAAUGGAUAACAAGGAAUACGAGUCGCUAGUACGAAAUAGACUACCAGACAAGAAUUUCGCCACUAUGGUAUCUGUACUUCAAAAGUUCUUCAACUUCAUGAAUCUGACGGCAUCGAACGAAGUGAGUAGUUGCGGAAUCGCCGCUACCGAGAAGGUAAUCAAGUUCCUAAAGAUGUCGGAUGCUAGGAUCGAAGAGGAGAAGAAUGAGUUACCAUUGCCAGCGUUAGAAGACACCAACACGAUGCUUGACUUAACUUCAUCUUGAUCGAUAUGCUAUGCACAUACCUGACAGCAUUUCUUUCAUCUGGCGUGCACGAAGAGCCAAAGUUGUAUUUUUUGUCCAACAAAAAAAUCUUUUUAUUACAAUAUGGAUGAACCUGUUUCAUAUUCGUAUAUUUUGAUACAUAUUUAUUCAUUUACGUAAUUUAUUGUUGUAGGUCUCAUUAUUAUUAUUGAUUCGACUUAUUUCCUUAUCUAUGAUGUGGAAGCUCUAGUUUGUAUUCUAGUUUAAGUAAAAUAAUAUAGGGUAACUUUAAAUUUACGUACAGGAACACAUCUUGUAAUUAUAAUUACGGGGCACUUAUCGCAACUAUAUCGUUACUGUCUACACGAUAUCACGAUAAUUAUUCGAAUUAACGAGCAGCCACCUUCUUUUAUAGAGAGACUGCCAAGAAGAAUUCAUGCGAUAAGCUUCUUGCCAGCCUACCUGAUUCACUUUCUGUACAUGAGAUCUUAAGAUUGUACAAUCGAUUUUUAAAAUAAAAUAUCUAAUGCGUUUCAAAACUUGUUAAGUAAUCAACAGCGUUAAUCAUUGUACAUUGUAACUGGCUCGAAAUUCAGCAUUUUCUUUCUUUCUCUUUUUUCUUUUUAAUA